This is a messenger RNA of Aspergillus chevalieri, 1506 nucleotides long. RefSeq lists its product as uncharacterized. The transcript has 2 exons. The coding region runs from base 1 to 1506 and encodes 501 amino acids. Gene Ontology annotation, cellular component: Cdc73/Paf1 complex. Gene Ontology annotation, biological process: transcription elongation by RNA polymerase II. Gene Ontology annotation, molecular function: RNA polymerase II complex binding; chromatin binding. The record is from RefSeq and is a predicted model, not a curated record. Lineage: Eukaryota; Fungi; Ascomycota; Eurotiomycetes; Eurotiales; Aspergillaceae.
AUGUCGAAGUCCAAAAAUGGCUCCUCUGGUGGCUACCACCAAGAGUACAUUGCGUCGACGCGCUACCGAAAUGACCUUCCUCCUCCGGACAUGCCCCCAAAGUUCCUAGAGAUCCCGCAUGAGGGGCUCGAACGGUUUCUGACGCCGGGCUUUACGUCGAACCUGGCUAGACGCGAAGAGCCGAAUAUCGAUGUCGAUGCGGAAGGUGGAAUGCCAAUUGAUCUUGUCGGUAUCCCAGGUCUUCAUUUGGGUGAUGAAAGUGCUAUCAUGGCCCCCGAAAACCCGCAACCUCUUGACCCAGCCGAUCUCCCCCUUCUCAUGAGUUUGGAUCAACUCAAGAAUCCGGCGCCGAAGAACACGAAUGUCAGUUUCCUGCGGCGGACUCAGUACAUCUCAGCUGGUUUACGUGCCCCUGAUGGUGGCUCCAGACCUACUCCAACAAGAGUGAAGCCUCGUGAAGACAAAUACAAGAACCAAGACGACCCGAACUACAUCAAGCGCUAUAUCCAGAAGGGAUUCGACAUUGCCUAUCCGGAAAGCAAACAUACUGGCGAGGAGACCGCGAGCAAAAUCAAGGGCCAUACAGCUACGAAGGCAGAACACGAUGCAUGGGCAGCCCCUGUUCACCCGGAUAAUCCGAAGCUCAAGCCCGUUGGUUUCUAUCCCAUCAUGCCUGAUUUACAAGGCUUCCCAGACCCUGGUGGCUUUGUUCAGUUCAAGUUCGACAAGGCGCCUGUACAAGGCGUUUCAGGGAAGCGCAAUAAGGCCAUGGACGUUGCUAUUCUCCUUCCAUCUGCUCCUGAAGAGCGUGUUUGCCAGGAGCAUGCUACUAAAGUGGCCCUGCACAAGACGAACCCUAACCUUUACCCCGAUCCGGGUCCAAUUCCGUGGGAUUACGAUCUUUUCUUGCCCGAGAAGAAAGAAGCAACACAGAAUGUCAAAUCAAGUCUCGAUAUCUCGAAUCCGAACCGUGACAGCCCUGAGCUAUACACCCACGACGGGCCUGAUGACACCAAGUUCCACCGUUUCGACCGCUCUCGCACAUAUGCCACCAGUGCACAGACGCUAAGCAACGACCAGAAGCAAAGGGAUGUCGCUCUGACCAUAUUCGAUCCAGCGCAGGUGUCGGAUGCGCGUUCCAAGCAGAAGGCUGCCUACUACUACCCGAUCCUGGGCAAGACCCGUCUUAAGCCCGAGCGCGCGCGUACCAUUGCGCAAGCAGGAUUGGCCCCUACAAAGCCGAAGACGAAGGAAGACCAGGUCGAUCAGCUUCAAGUGGUUGUCCGCGACCCAGAUGAAGCGGAAGUCUAUAAGCGCGCUUUGCACCGCGCAGCCAUUGACCCCAAGUUUGCUGAUUCCAUGCCUCCUCCCCCGGCUGAUACGGAUGACGAGCAAGAAGCUCUCCAGGAGAACGCCGAGGGGGAUGAGAAAGAAAGGGAAGCAUCAAGGGAAAGGGAACCAAGUCCUGACCAUCAACCUAGGGCUGAGGAAGCAGACGAGGAGUAG